UCCAGUUCAGAUAACUGAACACAUGGCAUCAAGGAGUACUUGGAUUACUCUCGCCUCCGACGUCCCUUCUUGUCCUUCUUUUUGGAAGAUGCUUUCUUGAAUAAUCACUUCCUAUCAUUUGUCCCUUUGAACAGCCCUUCAUUGGAGUUCUUUACAUCAUUCCUCGGACGGGACCACCCGUUUUAUCGUAACUAAUACAUACAGCAUCCCUCCGCUGUCAUGGCACGACAGAAGCAGGCGGCGCCUAUACAGCGCACUCCAUCCUCUGGGUUUAUGCACUCACCUUUGGACUCGCCGGGUCCAAAUAACAGAAAGACAAAUGGGUCGACAAAGGAGCCAAUUGCGGCAGAUGGGAGCGCGUCUAUCAGCAGUGCACUUACACCACCUUCAGAUAGCCCCGGAUUGGUACAACUUGCUAUCUGUGUUCUGGGGAUAUAUGCUUCUUUUCUAUCAUGGGCCGUCCUGCAAGAAGCUAUCACAACAACCGCUUAUCCUCUUCGUCCCGCAACAACCGAAGAGCCGGAACCCCCAACAGAGCGAUGGACCUUCUCUAUCGUAUUGAACACCAUUCAAUCCUCCUUCGCUGCCAUAACGGGUUUCCUAUACCUGUACUUUUCGACACCUAAGGGCCAGAAAGUACCCUCGAUCUUCCCGACUCGUCGGAUCCUCUUUCCCCUGAUUCUCGUCAGCAUAUCCUCUUCAUUGGCAUCUCCAUUUGGCUACGCUAGUCUGGCGCAUAUCGACUACUUGACGUUUAUCCUCGCGAAGUCCUGCAAACUCCUUCCGGUCAUGUUCCUUCACUUGGCCAUCUUCCGGAAGCGAUAUCCUCUGUACAAGUACGGUGUUGUUCUGCUGGUCACCCUGGGCGUAGCGACUUUCACAUUGUACCAUCCAGGUACGAGCAAGAAGGUAGCAGCAGCGUCCGCGAAUAAAGCCAGCAGUGGCUCAUCUGCUUAUGGUCUCUUCCUCCUCUCCAUCAACCUCCUCCUCGACGGCCUCACCAACACUACUCAAGACCAUGUCUUCAGCUCCCCGCACCUCUACACCAAGUUCUCCGGUCCGCAGAUGAUGGUCGCGCAGAACGUCCUCUCCACCAUCCUCACAACCGCCUAUCUGCUCGUCAUGCCUUAUCUCUCAAACAGUGUCAUUCUAUCCAUCCUGCCGCUCCCGAUUCCUCCAUCCACAGGAUCGGAGCUUUCUUCUGCCAUCUCUUUCCUCUCCCGACACCCUCAGGCCUUGAAGGACGUCCUCGGCUUCUCUAUCUGCGGCGCCAUCGGCCAGCUCUUCAUCUUCCACACCUUGUCUAGAUUCUCCUCCCUUCUGCUCGUCACCGUCACCGUGACACGGAAGAUGCUCACUAUGCUCCUCAGCGUCUUCUGGUUUGGUCACUCGCUCUCUCGCGGCCAGUGGCUAGGUGUGGCGCUCGUUUUCGGCGGUGUUGGAGCCGAGGGCAUCGUCCAGAGACAAGAGAAGAAGGCCAAAGAGAAAGCUAAAGCGAAAGCUGCGGCUGAGAAAGAGCUAUGACGGGGUGGAAACCUACCGUCCUGAUACAAUAUCAUGAAUGUCUAUCAGACCAGAGUAUAUUUUUGCUCUUCCCCUUCUUGUCGCU
Messenger RNA from Paecilomyces variotii, 1609 nucleotides. RefSeq names its product UDP-Glc/Gal endoplasmic reticulum nucleotide sugar transporter. Gene Ontology annotation, biological process: UDP-galactose transmembrane transport. Gene Ontology annotation, molecular function: UDP-glucose transmembrane transporter activity; UDP-galactose transmembrane transporter activity. The transcript has 2 exons. Gene Ontology annotation, cellular component: endoplasmic reticulum membrane; Golgi membrane. NCBI's taxonomy places the organism in Eukaryota, Fungi, Ascomycota, Eurotiomycetes, Eurotiales, Thermoascaceae. The record is from RefSeq and is a predicted model, not a curated record. The coding region runs from base 220 to 1524 and encodes 434 amino acids.